Messenger RNA from Vigna unguiculata (cowpea), 639 nucleotides. Its product is annotated as putative lipid-transfer protein DIR1 pseudogene. The record is from RefSeq and is a predicted model, not a curated record. Lineage: Eukaryota; Viridiplantae; Streptophyta; Magnoliopsida; Fabales; Fabaceae.
CGUGACUCCACAUGCUGCCAAUUCUGGGUCACGGGUGGAGAAGUUGUGGUUGGUUUUAGAGGUGGUGGCUUUAUAAGUGUGCAUUGUGGGAAUCAGAGAUCCAAGAACCAGAAGCAGUGAAACAUUGAAGUGAUUGUUGAGUUAGAGAGAGAUAAAAGAUGGAAGCAAGAAAGUGGGUGGCAAUGGAAGUUAUGGUGUUGAUGGUGUUGGGUUGGUGUUGCAUGUGGAAAGGUUGCAAUGGUUUGAGUCUGUGUGAAAUGAAUGAAGAGGGAUUGGAAGCAUGCAAGCCCUCAGUGACUGAACCAAACCCAGUUGAUCCAUCACCUGAAUGCUGCAAAGCCCUCGCUGGUGCUGACUUGAAAUGCCUCUGCUCUUACAAGAACUCUUCAACGUUACCUUUUCUUGGAAUUGACCCAACUCUUGCCACUUUACUUCCUGCAAAGUGCAAUCUCACUCCUCCGGAUAAUUGCUGAGCUAAUUCCCUUUUCUCUUUUUCUUCGUCUUAUAAUUAUCUUUUCUCCACAUCACCAAGAGAGAAAAAGGAAAAUAAUGGUACUUUUUUUUUUUAGUUUCUUUUUUGGUUUACAAUAUUAUAAGAUGUGUUCUUCCUUUUGGUUGUGUACAUUAUGAGUUUUAUGA